GCCCGCUGGCGGGAGGCGCGGCCGGAAGAGGAAGCCGCAGCGAUGAAGUUUCGAGCAAAGAUCGUGGACGUCGCUUGUUUGAACCAUUUCACCCGUAUAGUGAACACAAUCUCGAAACUCACAAAAUCAUGUAUUCUGAGGCUUACUUCUGACAAACUUUUCUUCAUCUUGUCUGACAAAGUUGCGAGUGGAGGCGUUGCUAUGUGGUGUCAGCUAUUUCAGGGUAAUUUUUUUGAUGAGUUCCAGAUUGAAGGAGUUUCAGCAGAGUAUAAUGAAAUUUAUCUGGAACUAACACCUGAAAAUUUCUCGAGGUCCUUGAAAACUUCCCAGAAUGCUAAAGCUGUGAAAAUAAAACUGACCAUGAAGCACUGUCCAUGUAUUACCAUUGCUGUAGAACUGCCAUCGCUCUCGAGCCACACUCGGAUUGUUACACAUGACAUUCCUGUUAGCAUUAUCCCCAGAAAGCUGUGGAAUGAUUUUGAAGAACCCAGUGUUCCCGAUUUUGAUGUCAGUAUUUAUCUCCCAGUAUUGAAGACCAUGAAGAGUGUUGUGGAAAGAAUGAAGAACCUUUCUAACCAUAUUGUAAUUGAAGCCAAUCAGAAUGGGGAAAUGAAUUUGAAAAUAGACACUGAAUUGGUGUCUGUCACAACACAUUUUAAAGAACUUGGGAAUCCUCCUUGGGUUGAAGAUGGAACCCAAUCUGAUUCUUUUCAAAGAAGAGAUCCAACAAAUAUGGCUAAAGCAAGGGUCGACAUAAAGAGGCUUCUGCAAUUUCUUGCUGGGCAGCAGGUCAAUCCAAGCAAGGCUAUAUGUAAUAUAGUGAAUAAAAAAGUUAUACAUUUUGUUUUACUACACGAGGAUGUCUCCCUUCAGUACUUUAUACCAGCUCUUGUAUGAAAAGUUUCCUUUCAACAUUGAACUGUCUUGUGGACUCCCGUGGAAUUAUCAUCCUUGCUUGAAAACCGUGAGCAACCUUUUAAGAAGAUGAACCCCCUAGUUGAGAAUUGGUGCUAACAUUUGAAAUUUUAUAUAAACCUUUUACGCUUUAAAUCUUGGAAAGGUUAUUGCAAGAUAAAAAAAAACCCUGAUUAAGUUUCAGACUCGUGAACAAAAAUAUGACUCUUCGGCAAGAAAGAAAAAUGUCUCAUUGGCUGUAGAUGUUCAAAAGCUGCUUAAGUUGAAGCUACAUUUAUUUGUUAUCUAUUUAUCAUCCUGUUCGAAUCUUGUUUCAAAGUGAAAGAAUAAGUUUUAAAGGUCUGUGUUUUCUUCUUGCUGAUAAAUUGUGGAAUGCUCUCUUUCCGUUCCAGGAUAACAAAGUGAAUAUGUCUGCCAUAUUGUGCCUUCUCCAGUCUUUAACUUUGGAUCCCAUUGUGAACUGUUGGCUGCUGAAAUAUGUUUUCUGGUUCAGUUUCUGGUUCAAAUUUGUGUGCUAGUAUUUCGGCAGUGACACCUCCAAUUUUCUGCAUCUUCUUUGUUUUCAUAUUCACUUUGUUUCACAUUUUCUGCUCCUUAUCUUCCAGCAAUAAAAGUGAUGCAAAAUUUGCCUUUCA
This is a messenger RNA of Amblyraja radiata (thorny skate), 1550 nucleotides long. RefSeq names its product HUS1 checkpoint clamp component (gene hus1). The record is from RefSeq and is a predicted model, not a curated record. Gene Ontology annotation, biological process: mitotic DNA replication checkpoint signaling; mitotic intra-S DNA damage checkpoint signaling; double-strand break repair via homologous recombination. NCBI's taxonomy places the organism in Eukaryota, Metazoa, Chordata, Chondrichthyes, Rajiformes, Rajidae. Gene Ontology annotation, cellular component: checkpoint clamp complex; site of double-strand break; nucleolus. The coding region runs from base 43 to 897 and encodes 284 amino acids. The transcript has 8 exons.